CCGGUGGCUGGGGGGGGGCUCUGAGCGGGAGUCGAACCCGGAGCCACGCAAGUGCCCUAGCUACAAACGUAUCCCCGGUACGGGCAUCACAGUGGACGCGUUCAGCUACGGCUCUGUUGAAGGCUGCAGCCUUUACUUCCUCAGCCACUUCCACUCGGAUCACUACCACGGACUCAGCCGCUCCUUCACUCACCACGUCUACUGCAAUCAGGUGACGGCUCGCCUCGUGGCGCUGCGUCUCUCCGUGUCGCCGUCCCUGCUCCACGUCCUGCCCAUGGGCGUGGCCACCAGGGUGGGGGACAGCAAACUCACACUGCUGGACGCCAACCACUGCCCAGGUGCUGCCAUGCUGCUCGUUGAGCGCCUCGACGGCCGCCGCUUCCUUCACACCGGAGACUUCCGUGCCACGGACGCCAUGGCGGAGCUGCAGCCGCUGCGGGACGGAGCCCGGAUACACACCCUCUACCUGGACAACACGUACUGCAGCCCCGAAUUUUGCUUCCCCUCUCAGGAGGAGGCGGUCGAGGCGGUGGCGAUGCUGGCGGUCGAGGCACUGGCGCUUGACCCGUCCACCCUCUUCGUGGUGGGCUCCUACACCGUCGGCAAGGAGAAGGUCAUCAUUGCCGUGGCCGAGGUGCUCAACUGCAAGGUGGCCGUGACGCCUGACAAGUUGAGGAUCCUUCGCUGCCUCGACCUGGAGUCUCUGGGCGCCCAGCGACUCACCACCAGCUGGGCCUCCACUCAGCUCCACGUCCUGCCCAUGGCUCGGCUCACCCUGCAGGGCCUGGCACGUCACCUCGCCGGCUUCCCAGGCCGCUACGGCCGCCUCGUGGCCUUCAAGCCGACCGGCUGGGCCUACAGCGGCACCGCCCCACGGCCACAGACGCGGGGCAACGUCACCAUCUACGGCGUCCCGUACAGCGAGCACAGCAGCUAUUCCGAGCUCCGCCAGUUUGUGCGUCGCCUGGCGCCCAGCCGCGUGGUGCCCACCGUGAUGCCAGCACCCACGGCAACGCGGAGGGCGCUGGCACGCUGGCUCGGAGAGGGCCCACCCUCGCCGCCCCCCCAUGCUGUACCAGGACCGCCUGGGCCGCUGGUGUGGAUUCGUGGACCUCCUCCUCCCCGUGCAGGCCGAGGGGGACGAUGCAGCGGCAGGGGGCGCCGGACGCUUCCUCCGCCGUUACCUCCUCCUGGAGGAGUCGGCCAACCAGCUCUGCUGCUACGUGGACCAUCCCUCGAAUCUUCCCAGUGGCGCCACCGCCAUGGAGAGCAUCAACAUCAACCACAUCUCCACUGUGAGCCCUGCGUCCGUCCUCCGCUCGAAGGUUCCCUUCUGCUUCGUGAUCAAUGGGAUGGAGACGCGGUGGGUCGUGCAGGCGGAUAACGAAGACGACCUGGAAGCCUGGGUUCAAGUCCUCAACGAGGCCUGCAAGAUCACGGUGCCCAAGGAUCUGAAGGUGUCCUCGGAGGUGCCUGAGGGUCCUCACCGUACGGAGGUCAUCGCUGGUGUGGUCGUCCACUUGCCCAUGGGAC
Molecule: messenger RNA, 1533 nt
Organism: Petromyzon marinus (sea lamprey)
Lineage: Eukaryota; Metazoa; Chordata; Hyperoartia; Petromyzontiformes; Petromyzontidae
Product: DNA cross-link repair 1A protein-like
Biological process (GO): interstrand cross-link repair; double-strand break repair via nonhomologous end joining
Molecular function (GO): damaged DNA binding; 5'-3' DNA exonuclease activity
Source: RefSeq, a predicted model, not a curated record